CCGCUUUCCCUCCCAAUUUCUCUUCUCUUUUGUUUAUUAACAGAGGCGUCUCUGCCAAGAAAUCUCUCCAUUUUUUUCUCUUUUUUUUAUCCACUCUUCUUAUUACUAUAAAUAUACACACUUUAAAAUCCGUUUUUAAGUUUUUUAAAUUUAUUCUAAACUCUCUCUAAUCUCUCUUCCUCUGUAUAUUCUCCGGUUUCUCACGAUUUCUGCGAAAUAAUUUGUUCAUCGCAUUAUAUUAUUUAUCAGAAUUCGCAGAAUCUGAGAAUCAGAGAUAUCCCUCUCCUCUCAAAUCAACAAAUUAAAGAUUACAGUAUUUUUUAUUUCUUCAGAAGAAAGUUUCUUCAUCAUUUUUGGUCUUCAGGGUAUUUAUAUAUAGAGGGAGAGAUUGAAGAUGUUAGGAGAUUUCAUCACCAGAAUUCUUGUGUUGCUUUUCGGGUAUGCAUACCCGGCUUUUGAAUGUUUUAAAUCUGUUGAGAAGAAUAAAAAUCAAAUUGAAGAACUCAGAUUUUGGUGUCAAUACUGGAUAAUCAUAGCACUUCUUACUGUUGUUGAGAGGAUAGGGGAUAUUUUUAUUUCAUGGUUGCCAAUGUAUGGGGAGAUAAAGCUGGUAUUCUUUAUCUACUUAUGGUAUCCCAAAACAAAGGGAACUGGGUAUGUCUACGAAACCCUGUUGAGACCUUUUGUGGCAAAGCAUGAAACUGAUAUUGACAGGAAGAUUGUGGAACUGAGAGCUAGAGCUUGGGAUUUUGCUCUUUAUUACUGGCAGAACUGUACUAAACUAGGACAGGGUACAUUCUUUCAGAUUCUUGAGUACUUGGCUGCUCAAUCUGGAAAAUUGUCCAACACAAAUCCUAAGAAGACAGAAAAAAAUGAACCGCGGUCACCAUCAGCAGCUCCACCACGAAACGAUUCAGAUUCAAUGAGCAAGCACAAGAACAGCAGGUGGCCAUCAAGAGCGCCGCCGCCACCUCCGCCGCCAGGUAGUUCAAUCAACCGCGAACAAACAGAGAAUUUGCACUCUGAAACUGACGUCAAUGACAGCCUUCAGCAGGCUCGGAUGAAGCUCCGGCGAUCAAAACCAGCCGUGAAUUAAUAUAAAAAAAGUUCUUGUAGCAAAAUUGUACAAAAAAACACUAGCCAAACACUGAAAAAGAAAAAAAAUUGUAAAUUUUUUUUUCUUGAAUUGGAUGUUCAAUUUGUUUCA
Messenger RNA from Mercurialis annua (annual mercury), 1207 nucleotides. RefSeq names its product putative HVA22-like protein g. Bases 395 to 1096 code for a protein of 233 amino acids. The record is from RefSeq and is a predicted model, not a curated record. Lineage: Eukaryota; Viridiplantae; Streptophyta; Magnoliopsida; Malpighiales; Euphorbiaceae. The transcript has 8 exons.